UGAAAUGUAAUGAAUGAAUGGUAUGUUAAAGAGGACUACGCUGGAUCGACAAAGCUUUAAUCCUGGUUCAGCCAUUGGUUGGACUGUUCUGUGGUGGCAAAAGCUGUGUCUCUCCGUCGAACCAAAUGCUCAGGUACUUCCCGCGCAGGUCCCUCCAUGUGUCCCGAACCCUCAACUGGAAGCUCCGGGAUGAGUACAAGCUGACUCGGCCCGAAUUACAAGACCGGAUUUCCAAUCUCCUCGUCCUCCAACGGUACGAUGCUCUUGACAAGCUAAAGCUGUCCUUUGAGUUCUCCGACCAACUCCUCAACACCAUCCUCCGAAAACUGAAGCUAAACCCGGUAGCCUGCUUAAGCUUUUUCAAAUUGGCUUCAAAGCAGCAAAAAUAUAGGCCCAACCUCAAGUCUUAUUGUAUAAUUGUUCAUAUAUUGUCCAGAGCUCGAAUGUACGAUCAAACCAGAGCGUAUUUGAACGAAUUGGUCGGCCUCUGCAACAAUAAUUAUUCAGCCUCUGUGGUCUGGGAUGAGCUUGUUAGGGUUUAUAGGGAAUUUACGUUUUCACCCACUGUUUUCGAUAUGAUUCUCAAGGUGUUUGCUGAGAAGGGCAUGACCAAGUGUGCACUGCAUGUGUUUGACAAUAUGGGUAAGUGCGGUCGAUCUCCGAGUUUAAGGUCUUGUAAUUCUUUGUUGAGUAAUUUGGUCAGAAACGGCCAAAGUCACACUGCAUUGCUUGUUUAUGAGCAAAUAAUUAGGUUCGGGAUGGUUCCUGAUGUCUAUACCUGUUCAAUAAUGGUAACCGCGUAUUGUAAGGAGGGGAGGCUGAGUAGAGCGCUGGAAUUCGUCAAAGAAAUGGAAAGUUCGGGUUGUGAAUUAAACGUAGUGACUUACAAUAGUUUGAUUGAUGGGUAUGUUAGUUUGGGAGAUGUUAAAGGCGCCCAAUUGGUGUUGGGGUUGAUGUCUGAAAGGGGAAUUAUGAGAAAUGUGGUGAGUUAUACACUAUUGAUUAAGGGUUACUGCAAGCAGUGUAAGAUGGAGGAAGCGGAGAAGGUGCUUCGGGGUAUGAAGGUGGAGGAGUCUGGGGUUGUGGAUGAGCGCGCUUAUGGUGUGUUGUUAGAUGGGUAUUGUAAAGCUUGCAGAAUGGAUGAUGCUAUUAGGAUUCAGGAUGAGAUGUUGAGCACAGGCUUAAACAUGAAUAUUUUCAUUUGCAACUCCUUGAUCAAUGGGUACUGUAAGGUUGGUCAAGUUCGUGAAGCGGAGGGAGUGUUGUUGCGGAUGAGAUAUUGGAACUUAAAGCCCGAUUCUUAUAGUUAUAAUACCCUGAUGGAUGGGUACUGUCGGAAAGGUCAGACAAGUGAGGCACUGAAGCUUUUCCACGAUAUGCUUCAGGAAGGAAUCAAUCACACUGUUGUAACUUACAAUAUGCUUCUCAAGGGUUUAUGUCAAGCGGGUGCUUUUGAUGAUGCUUUGCAUCUUUGGCAUCUAAUGUUGAAAAGAGGGUUGGCUCCUAAUGAGAUUAGCUAUUGUUCUAUGCUUGAUGGGUUUGUCAAGAAGGAUGAUCUCGACGGGGCUAUGACUGUAUUUAAAGAAAUUUUAGCAAAAGGUUUUACCAAAAGCAGGGUUGCUUUCAAUACAAUGAUUAAUGGGUUAUCCAAGAUGGGUAAAUUGGUGGAAGCGGAGGAGAUUUUCGAUAAGAUGAAGGAGCUAGGAUGUUUGCCUGAUGAGAUGACUUAUAGAACCCUGAGUAAUGGGUAUUGUAAGGUUGGGAAUGUUGAAGAAGCUUUCAAAGUUAAAAGUUUGAUGGAAAGGCAAGCGAUAGGUCCUUCCAUUGAAAUGUACAAUUCUCUCAUCAAUGGUGCCUUUAUGUCCAGGAAAUUAAGUAAAGUGAUGGAUCUUCUUGCUGAGAUGCAGACAAGGGGACUAUCCCCUAAUAUUGUUACAUAUGGAUCCCUUAUAACUGGUUGGUGCAAUGAAGGGAUGCUGGAUAAAGCUUUUAGUUCAUAUUGUGAGAUGAUUGACAAAGGGUUUAUCACCAAUUUAAUUAUUUGCAGCAAAGUUGUCAGUACUCUGUAUAGGCUUGGCAGGAUUGAUGAAGCAAAUAUUCUAUUGAAGAAGCUAGUGGAUUUUGAUCUUUUUUCAGAUUGUCUAUCUUCUUCGAACCUUUGCAAAGUUGGCAGUGGACAUCAAGAAAUUCAGAAAUUUUCAGAUUCUCUUGAUGAAAGUGCUAAAAGCUUCUCUCUGCCCAACCAUGUUGUAUACAAUAUUGCUAUCUUCGGACUCUGCAGAUCAGGGAAAGUUGCCGAUGCAAGGAAAUUUUUAUCGGAGUUGUUGAUUAGUGGCUUUUCUCCUGACAAUUUUACAUAUUGCACCCUAAUUCAUGCCACUGCUGCUGCUGGUGAUGUGAACGGGGCUUUCAACCUACGAGAUGAAAUGCUGAAAAGGGAUCUUGUUCCUAACAUUACCACAUACAAUGCUCUUAUAAAUGGCUUGUCCAAAUCAGGAAAUUUGGAUCGAGCACAGAGGCUUUUCCGUAAACUUUACCGAAAAGGGUUAGCUCCUAAUGCUGUUACCUAUAAUCUAUUGAUUGAUGGAUACUGCAGAAUUGGCAAUACUGUUGAAGCCUUCAAAUUUAAAGACAAGAUGGUUCAAGAAGGGAUUUCCCUCUCUAUUAUCACUUACUCUACAUUGAUCAAUGGUCUUUAUAAGCAAGGAAAUAUGGAAGACUCUGUGAAGCUUUUGAGUCAAAUGAUCAAGGUGGGAGUGCAACAUAACCUUGUUAAUCACAUACUCCAGUUUGAUUCAAGACAUUAAAUGUGGGUUGAGGAAAGAUAUUCAAACUUAAAAAUUAAAUGCAUAUUAGGUGAUCCUCAUCUCUUGUUAUUUCUCAUCAAAGGAUGCGUUUGUUAGAGUCUUCAAAUAUUCAAGGACUUCCCUGGAACACAUCAGAUGUCUGAAGCUGUUAGUUGAUGCAUUCUCAGUGAACAAAUUUGUUGGGAGUGAAGGAAUGGCCUUUAUUUAGCCCAUGGCCUUGUACUCUGUCAUUCAGUUUUGGAGUUCUGACCACCAGUAUGGUGCUACAAUCGAGUCUCUCAUUCCAAAUGGGUAUUUUGUUACUUAUGAUGGCUGGGGGAAUAGAGAAGAGGUAUGAUUCUCAGAUACCUUGAAUCAUUACGCUUUUAAUUCAGGUCCAAACCCCCUUUCAUGUAAGAAGAAAAAGACUCAGAAAAACCCAGAUCAUUCAGUACAAGGAAAGGAUGGAGAUACUACUUUGAGGAGUCGUAAGAAGCAGAAUAGGUCACGGAAAGGCAAAAGGCUAAAAGUUUUGAAAUUUGGCCAAUUAAGGUUGAAUGAGCACGCUGUACUUCAGUCUUCUUGUCCAAUUUUAAUUGAAAUAGCCCAAUCAAAUCCCAGCAAAGUACUUACUAUAACACCUGCAGUGCAGACAUCACGAGCAACUCAGGCCAAUGCAACCACUGAAGAAUGCAGCCUCUAUGACAGAGGUGUAAGCAGGGCAAGCGAGUAACUAGUUGAUCAUCACGAUCAGUCAAAAAAAGUCCCCCAUACAAAUAAGACAUGACAACUUGUCUUCUCUUUCUCUAGCUUCCGAGCUAUCAAGUCUCACUGUCUCCAGACUAUCAAGUCUCACUGUACUGAAUGCGGUGGACGUUUGCUUUGCUUCAUUAAUAGAGUUCAUAUAUAGGCCUACGAAGCCCAUUAAUUUAAUCUUAUUAAUGGUUACAUACUUUUAAAAAACAUUUAUUUACGUUAGGGUUUAGUUGAAUUCUAACGAGGGUUUUUCUUACCAUUAUAGAAAUUAUGAUAUAAUUGGCUUGUUUAGGUUUAAACACUCACUGUGUACUUGAAAUAAACCCUUCUCUCAAAAAAAAAAAAAAAAAAGGGAGAGAUUUUUUAAUUUAGUUUUUAUGCGUGCGGUUGAUGAUUUCACUGUAUGGAUACAGCAACAUAGUCAA
Messenger RNA from Prunus mume (Japanese apricot), 3967 nucleotides. The record is from RefSeq and is a predicted model, not a curated record. NCBI's taxonomy places the organism in Eukaryota, Viridiplantae, Streptophyta, Magnoliopsida, Rosales, Rosaceae.